Molecule: messenger RNA, 1290 nt
Organism: Leguminivora glycinivorella
Lineage: Eukaryota; Metazoa; Arthropoda; Insecta; Lepidoptera; Tortricidae
Exons: 3
Coding region: 1-552 (183 amino acids)
Source: RefSeq, a predicted model, not a curated record
AUGUUUCCAGGGGGCACACUUAGCGCGACCCGCGCGUCAUCCCGCGCCUCGUCCCGCUCAGGCGGCACGGGCGCCACGCUGGACUCCGGAUCGUCCCGGCGAGCGUCGCGGCGCGGCGUGCCAGUGUCGGCGUCCCGCGCAGGUGCCGCGCGCACGGCGGCCAUCUUGCUAAUCUCGCGCCACCUGAAGGCCGUAAGGCGGGACGGCGGCGCGCACGCGCCCAAGUGCGCCGCCAAAGGUUCCCGACGUCCAAGUAUAAGUUCAGUGCAAAGCAGUUCAUCCUCUAUAAGAAGCUACAGUGCUAGACGUUGGGAGAAAGAGCGAGAACAGAAGGAGAGGAGACAGAUGAGCAUGCGUCUCGCUCAGUUGCACGACAAAAUGAAUGCAGGGAGAGAGAUACCUAAACACGCGCCCACUCCGUCUCCGCGCUCUCCCAAUAACUCUACGGAUGGACUGCUGCCAUCUGUAUGUGAAAUUAGAGAAUUGUCAACAAACCCCGAUCAACAAAUGCAAGGCGUCGAGAACCCGUGCUCGAGCUCGUCGCUUUACUGACAACAGCGUUCUAAAUCGGUGCGUCGGUCCCUCGACUCACUGUCAUCCGACGGGUCCCCCGCUUACGCCUGGAUGUAACAGCGGCUAAAAAAAAAUAUUUAAACUGCCAGUAACACUGAACGCAUCUGAAAGUGAUGUGUAUGACUUUAGAACGUGAACGCAAUUUAGUAUUUGGAACGCACCCGAAAAUGGAAUAUAAAUUCCAAAUUUGAAUUAGGAAUUGGUUUAUACUGGGUGAUAAGACUGUUAGUGCUUGUGGGAUCUUCAAAAUAGUGAAUUAUAAAGACAAAUUGAAUUUGUAAGGUUUUGACAUUCGAUUGCUUGGCUUUUGAGCUAGGCUAGUUAGUAUUGCUAUAUGUGAUGCUACAAGGAUGUGUUUUGUGUGUAAAAUGUACGUCGAAAGAUAUCUAAAAUGUAAUCAAAUCAAUAUCAAAUUAUAAAAUUGCUAUUAUACUAACAUGUUCAAUUCUAGUCUGUGAAUGACAGACGCACUUAAUUUCCUUAAGUACAUGUUCAAUGGCAUUAGAUUAAACCUGUCAAACUUAGUAGGCCGAAAAAAAUAUAUCUGGCGCAGUAGACUGGUUCUUUCUGCAUGACCAUUUGUUUAGGGAGUUUACUUUUUAAUAUGUCCCUGUCAAUUCUGUAAAACCAUAUCGAUCGUGUCAUAAUAGCAAUUUUAUGGGAAGUAUACCGCGUUUAUUUGAAAGCCGAUUAACGAAACCCAAUAUUUAAAAGCCA